Messenger RNA from Betta splendens (Siamese fighting fish), 3943 nucleotides. Its product is annotated as solute carrier family 12 member 2-like. The transcript is spliced from 26 exons. NCBI's taxonomy places the organism in Eukaryota, Metazoa, Chordata, Actinopteri, Anabantiformes, Osphronemidae. The record is from RefSeq and is a predicted model, not a curated record. Gene Ontology annotation, cellular component: membrane. Gene Ontology annotation, biological process: potassium ion homeostasis; sodium ion transmembrane transport; chloride ion homeostasis. The coding region runs from base 334 to 3645 and encodes 1103 amino acids. Gene Ontology annotation, molecular function: ammonium channel activity; sodium:potassium:chloride symporter activity.
UGGGAUGUCUCGAGGGCUCAGAGGAGACGAGAGGCAGCGAAAUGACAAUAAGCCGUUUGAGGGGACGACACUCGCCAACUCUCAGAUGGACGAGAAGAGGAGGGAGACUGGGACGCGCAGAGGAGUCCGCGUCCUUUACGCACGAGCCUGCGUCCUGGAGCAGAGUUGAAGUCUGUGCGACUUCAGUCCGAGGGGUUUCAUCUUCUUCCUCUUUGGUUUUCUGACCCCAGAUGCGGCGUCGCAGCUGUUUUGUCUCCGUCGUGCUCGUGGCGCGCGCUCUCACUUCACACUGAUUGUCUCUCGGUGGAUCAGCGCCUGUGACGGUUUGUGGCCAUGUCGGGACAGAAGCCGUCCCUGAAGAGCGCCGGCUCCUCUCAGAGCCGCUUCCAGGUGGCUGUGGUGGCAGAGCCGGCUGCAGCUCCGCAUCCAGCUCCGCAUCCAGCUCCGCAUCCAGCUCCGUCCGCACCUCCAGCCUCCUCCACCGAUGGCUCCAGGGCGCCCGAGGAGUCCAAGGUUCGGAGCAGGUCGGUGGGAUUCCUGGAUUCUGGGAUGGACAUCGGUCUCCCGCCGGACGUCUCCCACGAGCCGGACACGGCGAAGAGCGACUCGGUCAGUCUCCAUUCCACGGGCACGGGCCACACGCACGUGUCCGACUCUCAGUCCAACACCUACUACAUGCGGACCUUCGGCCACAACACCAUCGACGCGGUGCCCAACAUCGAGUUUUACCGGCAGACGGCGGCGCCUUUUGGGGAGAAGUUGACCAGACCGUCGCUGUCAGAACUGCACGAUGAACUUGACAAAGAGCUCUUUGAGGAUGUUCUGGCCAAUGGGGACGAGCCGUCGGCAGCUGAGGAGGCGGCAGCUCUGGCAGCAAAGGAGGCGAAAGGAGGAACUGUCAAGUUCGGCUGGGUCAAAGGAGUGUUGAUCCGCUGCAUGCUGAACAUCUGGGGCGUGAUGCUGUUCAUCAGGAUGUCCUGGAUCGUCGGGCAGGCUGGGACAGGUCUGACCAUCGCCAUCAUUCUCAUGGCCACUCUGGUCACCACCAUCACCGGACUGUCCACCUCUGCUAUCGCGACCAACGGCUUCGUACGAGGAGGCGGUGCCUACUACCUGAUCUCCAGGAGCCUUGGGCCAGAGUUUGGAGGCUCCAUCGGGCUCAUUUUCGCCUUCGCCAACGCUGUGGCUGUAGCCAUGUAUGUCGUGGGCUUCGCCGAGACAGUGGUCGAGAUGCUAAACGACGUGGACGCUCUGAUGACCGACGAGCUGAACGACAUCCGCAUCGUGGGCUCUCUGACUGUGAUCCUGCUGCUGGGAAUCUCUGUGGCUGGGAUGGAGUGGGAGGCCAAGGCUCAGAUUGUUCUGCUGGUGAUCCUGCUGGGGGCCAUCGCCAACUACUUCAUAGGCAGCUUCAUGCCCACGGAACGCAAAGAAGCCAAAGGCGUCUUUGGCUACAACACUGCCAUUUUCUUAGAGAACCUGGGUCCAGACUUCAGAGACGAGGAGACAUUCUUCUCCGUGUUUGCCAUCUUCUUCCCAGCAGCCACUGGGAUCCUGGCGGGUGCCAACAUCUCUGGAGACCUCAGCGAUCCUCAGUCAGCCAUUCCCAAAGGGACGCUGCUGGCCAUCCUCAUCACAGGCAUCACAUACGUGGCAAUCGCCAUUUCUGCAGGCUCCUGCAUCGUCAGAGAUGCUACCGGCGAUCGCAACGACACUGUGAGCGACACGGUGAACUGCACCGAUGCUGCCUGCACCCUGGGCUACGACUUCUCCAUCUGCAGAGAGGGAGGCUGUCAGUACGGCCUGAUGAACGACUUCCAGGUGAUGAGCCUGGUCUCGGCCUUUGGGCCCCUCAUCACUGCAGGAAUUUUUUCAGCCACUCUGUCUUCAGCUCUGGCUUCACUGGUCAGUGCCCCCAAAGUGUUCCAGGCUCUGUGUAAGGACAACAUCUAUCCCGGCCUGAGUGUGUUUGCAAAGGGUUAUGGGAAAAACAACGAGCCUCUCCGUGGCUACGUCCUGACCUUCGCCAUUGGCCUCGCCUUCAUCCUCAUCGCUGAGCUGAACAUCAUCGCUCCCAUCAUCUCCAAUUUCUUCCUGGCCUCGUACGCUCUCAUCAACUUCUCCGUCUUUCACGCCUCUCUUGCCAAUUCUCCAGGGUGGCGCCCCAGCUUCAAAUACUACAAUAUGUGGGUGUCUCUGGCGGGGGCCAUCCUGUGCUGUGUGGUGAUGUUUGUCAUCAACUGGUGGGCGGCUCUGGUCACUCUGCUCAUCGUCCUCGCUCUCUACAUCUAUGUCAGCUACAAGAAACCUGAUGUGAACUGGGGUUCCUCCACCCAGGCUCUGAUUUACAACCAGUCUUUGACUCACUGUCUGAACCUCACCGGAGUCGAAGACCAUGUCAAAAACUUCAGGCCUCAGUGUCUGUUGCUGGCUGGUUAUCCAAAUGCUCGCCCUGCUCUGGUCCAGCUAGUUCAUUCUUUCACCAAGAACGUCGGCCUCAUGAUCUGCGGCCACAUCAAGACUGUUUCCCGUCGGCCCAACUUCAAGGAUCUGUCCCAGGAUCACGCUCGCUGUCAGCGCUGGCUCAAUAAAAGACGCAUUAAAGCUUUCUACACUCCUGUUUUCUCUGACAACCUGAGACACGGAGCUCAGUUCCUGAUGCAGGCUGUCGGUCUGGGUCGUCUGAAGCCCAACACUCUGGUCAUGGGCUUCAAGAACAACUGGAGCGAUGGAGACAUGAGAGAUGUGGAGAUUUACGUCAACACUAUGCAUGAUGCCUUCGACCUGCAGUUUGGAGUGGUGAUCCUUCGGCUGCAGGAGGGUCUGGACGUCUCUCACAUACAGGAUCAAGAUGAGCUGCUCACGUCCCAGGAGAAGCCGCUGUUCGGUAGCAAGGAUGUGGUGGUUUCUGUCAGUCUGGCAAAAGACUCAAAAAACACCAGCAACCAGAUCAGCCCACUCAUCAUGAGAGAGGGAGGAAAAGAGGAAACCAAGACCAAGUCUCCCCUGAGUCUGACUGACCAGCGUCUGCUGGAAGCCAGUCAGCGGUUCAAGAAGAAACAAGGCAAAGGAACCAUCGAUGUGUGGUGGCUGUUUGAUGACGGAGGCCUGACUCUGCUGAUUCCCUACCUGCUCAUCAACAGGAGCAAAUGGGGCGACUGCAGGAUUCGCAUCUUCAUCGGUGGGAAGAUCAACCGCAUCGACCACGACCGCCGAGUGAUGGCCACUCUCCUCAGCAGGUUCAGGAUCGACUUCUCUGACAUCAUUGUCCUCGGCGACAUCAACACCAAACCCAAGAAACACAAUAAGCUGAGUUUUAAGGAACUGACUGAACCGUACAGGCUGAAGGAGGACGACAUGGAGCAGGAGGCGGCAGAGAGGCUGAAGGCUCAGGAGCCCUGGAGGAUCACAGACAACGAGCUGGAGCUGUACAAGGCCAAGACCAACCGUCAGAUCAGACUGAACGAGCUGCUGAAGGAACAUUCCUCCACAGCCAAACUCAUCGUCAUGAGCAUGCCUCUGGCCAGGAAGGGAGCGGUGUCCAGCGCCCUCUACAUGUGCUGGCUGGAAACUCUGUCCAAGGACCUGCCGCCGCUGCUGCUGGUCCGAGGGAACCACCAGAGUGUCCUCACCUUCUACUCCUAACUCCAGCCGCUCGCCCACAGACACACACAGCGUAAAUCAGCUAACACCGCUGAUGCUGGUUAUUAACACAUUAAUCAGCAUUUACACAACUUUUAGAGCUUCAUAUUCAGCAGCUUCUGAGUGUCUCUGUGAACGACACAAAAUUAAUUAAUUAAUUAAUUAAUUUGCGAUUUAUAGCUUACAAAAAGAUUCUGAUGUCAGAAAGGUUUUUAUUUGACCUGUGGUUAAACUGUAAGAUUGUAUAUCUUUGGUAACAUUUUUUUGUAUAUUAUUUUAAUAAAAUAUUAACUAAACUGCC